GCCGCGCACGCUUAUGGGAGAAGUACCGCUACUCGGUUACAUGUGGAAGAUCGAGGGAAGAGAGAGAAGAAGGCGGCGCGUGGACGGGAGAGUGGGGGUCGCUGCGAGAAGACGACCCGGAGACCGAGCGAGCGAGAGAGAGAAGGGGCACUUUGAUAGGCACGAUCACGAAAGAAACGAAGAGGGAACGAGCGACCUCUUCGUCCAACCGCCGAAGAGCGGGUAAGUCCGGCCCGCACCCUGACCCACAAGCGACUCCGCCAGUCGGGCAAUAAGGCCCCGGACGAUCAGGGUUGGCAAACUCGCAGUCGAGUGACACGUGCGCAUACAGUGUCCACGGGUGCAUCAGCUGUUUCUCGAGAAGCGUCAACGUCACCAUGAGGCUCAUCGCCCCUUCGGGGUGGCUACUCUUCGUCCUCGCCUUGACCAGGGUCAAGGCCCAGGACGACGAGUCCUUGGCCGGCAGCUUCUUCUCAGGACUCUUGGACUCUCUGACGAGCACGGCGAACAGCGCGGACUGCCCCGGGGUGUGCGUCCACGCUUUCGCCACCCUGAUCUGCUACGAGGUGCUGGAGGACGUGCAAUGCCCAACGGCCAGCAUGCGAUGUUGUAUCGACACGCCGACCAACUCCACGGAAACGUCCGGAAAUUCGUCGGAAAACGCCAUCGCCGCGACGACGACGGCGCCCACGACGACGACCACGACAACGACGUCGACGACGUCGACGACGACGUCGACGACGACGACGGCGGCGACGACGACGGAGUCGUCCGCGGACAGCCAGAAGGACAAGGACGGGGAUGACGAGGCGGCCGCGAGGACGUGUUCCGGGAUCUGCAUGGCGGAGCGGAUCGCCGACUACUGCGACGCCGUUCUCAGGGGCGACUCGCUUUGUAAGCCAGGGUACCGAUGUUGCGUAUCGAGGGACGCGUUCGGCGACUCGCCGCCUCCCGAGCUGCUGGUGAUAGACAGAACCAAGUCGAACUCGUCGCACGGCGACGAGAGGACGACGCCAACCCCGAAGACGCCCUCGACGACCGAGAGGUCCGUCUUGUCCGCGACGUCGACCACCGCCGCGACGGCCGUCCCGGCGACCACUACUCCCGCCAGACCCAGACCCAAGCCCGAGAUGAGAAGACCUUGCAAGGGAGAAUGCGUGAACGGGCUCUUCGCCCUGUUCUGCGACAAAAUCGACCAGCACGCCGACUGCCCAGGAGACGGGUCUUGCUGCAUCUCGGAGCCUCCGGCGAAGACGGAAUCGACCACGACCACGGUGCGACCAACGACGAGGCCACCUCCACCCAGGCUGCCGGCUUGUCCAGGUUUCUGUCUUCUGACCAUCAUGGCGGCGUUCUGCGAGCGCCCUAGCGUGAUCGUCCCCAAGACGUCGACCUGCAACUCGGGCUCCAUCUGCUGCGACAACACGCACAGCGUGACGCAGACCCCCAGGCCGAGACCACGGCCGAGACCACGGCCGACUCCGACUCCGACUACGACGACGGUGGCUCUCCCGCCGGAUCCUCGCCCGGAGUGCCCUGGGUCCUGCAUCGUGUCUUACUUGUCCUUCACCUGCUUCCGCAACGCCGAGCUGACGGGCCUCUUCAAGUGCAAGAAGUUGGGGCACCAGUGCUGCGCCCCGAAGUCGCUCAUCAGGGAAUACCAUACCGGGAACUCUAGCGAGCCGGUGCUGCACAACAGGAACGACACCUUCCUGGCCGGCACGACGCCGUUCACCGCCAGCGUCUUCGAGACCACGACGGCGAUGCCGGUGACGACGACCACGAAGAGUCCCGUCUACAGCAAGUACGUGUGCGGCGUCAAAGGGACCUCCAGAGGGCCGGUUCAGGCCCGAAGUAACGGAAGAGGAGCGAGAGUCGUCGGAGGGGAGGACGCCGACGCGAACGAGUGGUGUUGGCAGGUUGCUCUGAUCAACUCUCUCAAUCAAUACCUCUGCGGUGGAGCUUUGAUCGGGACGCAGUGGGUGCUCACCGCCGCGCACUGCGUCACCAACAUCGUGCGGUCAGGAGACGCCAUUUACGUGAGGGUCGGGGAUCACGACCUGACGAGAAAGUACGGGAGUCCCGGUGCUCAGACUUUGAGGGUGGCCACUACGUAUAUCCACCACAACCAUAACAGUCAGACGUUGGACAACGACAUCGCGUUGUUGAAACUCCACGGACAGGCCGAGCUGAAGGACGGCGUGUGCCUGGUGUGUCUGCCCGCGAGAGGAGUCAGCCACACGGCAGGGAAGAGGUGCACCGUUACGGGUUACGGAUACAUGGGAGAAGCGGGGCCGAUCCCUCUCAGAGUUCGCGAGGCCGAGAUACCGAUCGUCAGCGAUGCGGAAUGCAUCAGGAAAGUCAAUGCCGUCACCGAGAAGAUUUUCAUCUUGCCGGCGAGCAGCUUCUGCGCCGGAGGUGAACAGGGCAACGACGCGUGUCAGGGCGACGGAGGAGGUCCUCUAGUUUGCCAGGAUGACGGAUUCUACGAAUUGGCAGGUUUGGUCUCUUGGGGUUUCGGGUGUGGUAGAAUCGACGUACCAGGGGUAUACGUAAAAGUGUCCGCCUUCAUCGGUUGGAUCAACCAAAUCAUAUCCGUCAACAAUCUUUAGUUUCCUUUCGUACUUCUCCCAUUUUACGUAGCUCGACGAAUUUCAUCUCGUGCGUCCAGUGAUGGAGCACGAAUUCAUCAGUAUUUCAAUUAUUCUGAGGUCAGGCAUCGGAUGGUAUAAAUCUAAGGACUAAGACCCUUAA
Molecule: messenger RNA, 2754 nt
Organism: Orussus abietinus
Lineage: Eukaryota; Metazoa; Arthropoda; Insecta; Hymenoptera; Orussidae
Gene: mas
Product: serine proteinase stubble
Exons: 11
Coding region: 378-2612 (744 amino acids)
Biological process (GO): proteolysis
Molecular function (GO): serine-type endopeptidase activity
Source: RefSeq, a predicted model, not a curated record